Messenger RNA from Cuscuta campestris, 2077 nucleotides. Lineage: Eukaryota; Viridiplantae; Streptophyta; Magnoliopsida; Solanales; Convolvulaceae. The record is from the annotation of a GenBank genome assembly.
AGGCCUAAAUGUCUUUUAAGCAUACCUUUCUCGGCCUUUUGGCUAAGAUCAAGUGUAGUAUCUGUUCUUAUUAGUUUAAUAUCUGAUAUGUGGGCCAUUGGCCCACACGAUAUUAACUCUAUUUUUCUAAGGGGAAGGCCCAUCUAGGCAGCUUGUUGUCUUCGGCUUUUGCGCGUUGCCUUUGCGUUGCACUACUGCAUCGGCCUGGCGCACCCUACCAAAAUUGGAGCCGUUAGUAAAACCCUAAUUUUUUGUGAAUUCGAGUGGAAUGGGGCACAAGCGGAGGGAGAGAGAUGGCGGCGACGACGGAGAGGAUCCGAAGGAGUCUUUCCGGCCUUCAAUGAUCAAGAACAAGGAGAAGAGAUCCGCCAUCCACGCCAAGCUCAAACGCGAGAAGAAGGCAGAGAAGCGCAAGAAGUCCAAAGCUCGCGAAGAUGCUGAAAAACGGGCUCUGGAGCUCGGCGAAGAUCCUCCGCCAAAGCAGAUCCCCCGGACGAUAGAGAACACCAGGGAGGCUGAUGAGACUGUGUGCAAACCCGACGAUGAAGAGCUCUUCGCGAGCAACGAUGUGGAUGAAUUCAGCGGGGUCAUCAAGAAAGACCUAAACCCUAAGGUUCUGAUCACGACCUCCCGAUUCAAAUCCAUAAGAGGACCUGCGUUCAUCUCUGAGUUGCUCUCUAUCAUUCCCAACGCUCACUAUUACAAGCGAGGGACCUACGAUCUGAAGAAGAUUGUGGAAUAUGGGAAAGCCAGAGAGUUCACAUCCAUCGUUGUGGUACACACCAAUCGCUGGGAACCUGAUGGUCUGCUCAUUAUUGGGUUACCGGAUGGACCCACUGCUCAUUUCAAGCUCACCAGGCUUGUCCUCCGGAAGGACAUCAAGAAUCAUGGGAAUCCUACCGGUCAUGUACCCGAGCUAGUUUUGAACAACUUCACCACUCGAUUGGGGCACCGGAUUGGGAGGAUGAUACAAUCUCUCUUUCCACAGGAUCCCAAUUUUCGGGGCCGUAGGGUUGUGACAUUUCACAACCAGCGCGACUUCAUUUUCUUCCGCCAUCACCGGUACAUAUUUGAGGCAAAGAAAGUGAAGCCGGCCUCACAAGAGGGGAAAAAGGGCAAAGAAGGAGAAGAUGGUGAGGCGACGCCCCAGCUGAAAGAAAGAGUUGUGGCGCGUCUUCAGGAAUGUGGUCCUCGUUUUACAUUGAAAUUGCGCAGCCUGCAGCAUGGCACCUUUGACACAAAGAGUGGGGAAUAUGAAUGGGUUCAUAAGCCAGAGAUGGAUACCAGUCGUAGAAGAUUUUUCCUGUGACCAUUGAGAGGGUAUGAACCAUGCUUUUGAAUUUGUUCUUAUUUCCUGCGCUCCGUGCUUGUUUUUGGGUAAAAUUGAGCUGUAAUGGUUUCCUUGUUCAAACAAAAUUCGAGUCAUUUGAGCUAAAGGGGGGGUACUGUGUUUUCUUAUUGCUGGUAAGCAUAAAGUAAUUUGCUUAGUUUUUGUUUGGAAAAUCUAGUGACUUCCCUAUCAAACUUUGAAUUGGUUUUCUUUCUUUUUGCUGGUUCUGCAAUACUGAUUCUCAUAUUCAAUUAGAAUGAGUUGAGGUUGUAUUAGUUGUCGAUUCCUACACAAUGGAAUUUGAUUCUUAGAGGUUAUCAACUACAUGAUUCUCCCUAAUUCUUAAAUAGCUGAAAUUGGGGGAGGGAUUCCUUGAAAUCUCAUCUUCUCUUAACACAUUGCUAAAUUCAUUUAUAAAUGUAUGUAAUGUGUCCAUCCAAUAGUUUUUAUCAGUAUCUUUUGGGUAACAAUGCAAAUAACUUGUAACUAUUGUGUUUACAUACACUUAAGGAGCAUCUGAUUUCAAGAGAUUCAUGUCCAGAAACUGUUCCUGUUUGGGGUUGGUCUGAGAUUCAUUGACGUGCGAAGAAGACAAAGAUUGGCCAAGCUCUUUCCCGCAGUUCCAAUGGAACCUCAGUGCAAAACUUCUCUCCCUUAGCAUGUCCAACAUACUUUCUCCUUCCCAAAGAGAUUGUUUAUUUGUAGGUUUUCAUUGAUUAUUUUAUAAAAUAAAUUAUUCUUGCCAUU